AUGGUGAAGCAGAAUAUUACAGUUGUAGAGCAAAAUUAUUCAAAAAUGAAAAUUCGACUCGUAUUAUUUGAACCUGAUGGAAGUUGGGCAGAUUACAUGACUCUGCAAUACCAGGUGUAUACAAACAUUUCUGCAGUAAAUCCUUGGAUGAAUAUCGGACUUCCAGUGCCAAUCUCAAAAUAUAUCGAAACCGAUAUUAAUGUACCUUGUAAAAUAACAACACAAAGUUUGAGUAUCCAUAAAAAUAAUAGGAUAGUGAUCAGAGUUUUAUUGCUUUUGGAUGGAAUCAGUGAAUCUAACAAUGAUGUACAAGGAACCAUUGUAGAAUCAACAUGUGGCAGUGGAGCUGAUGAUGAAUAUAACGUAUUAAAUCUUAGAAUUUUAACACAAUCGACAAGAAAUGAUGUCACAAUUUUAAUGACUGCCAAAAAGUUAAAUUUUUGUCCUCUGGAUUAUUAUUAUGGCAUCAAGUUGAAAGGGAACAACACAUGGGCUACUCGAAUCAAUGACAACAAAUAUGCAAUUAGAGAUUUACAGGCUUAUACAAAAUACACCAUAGAAUUCAAAUCAAGAACAAAAGACUUUCAAGUAGAAUUCAUGACUUUAGGAGAACCUGGUCCAGUUUUAAACCUGACUGCAUAUUCUUUUGAUAGUGACAAGGUCUCUUUGAGAUGGAGUUCCCCUUUAGAAACCAGAGCAGCAACAAUUAAGAAAUAUUCAAUCAUGGCAUAUGAUACAAACAAUACAACUAUGACUACAAAAAAUGUGUCUCUAUCUGAUGCAUCUUGUCAAAUAUGGGAUGGAUACUUGUGUUCGACAAUAGAAAAACUUUAUCCUGGUGUUCGUGCCGUGUCAAAAUUAUAUUAUGGCGAUCCAAAUGUGAUAAAUGAUGUAACACUCAGAGAAAAAGACACUGAUCAUCAUGACGCAAUAGUUUGGGAACAUCCUUGGAUUCCUGGUGGAAAAAUUAAACAUUUCCAAAUAUCAUGGACUCUCGAGUCAACUGAAUUACUCAUUAGUCAGGAUAAUAGUAUAUUUAGCGAAAACUUGAUAGUAUCCGUGGACCAGAAGCAAUAUAAAUUCAAGUUGAGAAAAAUAGCUUUUGCCAGCACUUACAAUGUUAAGGACAGAGCAUUCAAUUUCCACGAAGGAGAUGAGACUAAAGUUAUAUUAAAGACGCCACUGCCAAUUCCGGAUUUUAACGGACAAUUAGAAGCGACAAGAUUGGAUGCAAAUAGAAUAGACAUUAAUAUGCCUCUCAAUAUAAAUAAUUUUGCAAAUUUGACCAAAAACAGUGGUUACUAUGUGCUCGUCCGAGAAGUCAAGAGUGAAAAUGUUUCUGAAGAAAAAAUAAAUCAUUGUAACCAACAACAGUCUAAAUACAAUACAAUAUUUGAAGAGGCUAGAGUUGCUAAUAAACCUGAUUUCGUUGCGUGGAUAGCAAAACGAAUGAAUAUUGAAGAUAUUGCUAUGAUACAUCAGAAGGUGGUGAUUGGCACAGGAUCGCUGGAUGGUGAUUUUAGCGAUUUUGUAUUGCCAGAAGAAACGCAUUACAAAAUAUCUGUUGUCUUUUACAACACUGAUGGUGAAAAUUAUACAUAUAAAACUUUAUACAAACACAAAAAAGCGAAUCUUGUUCAGAAAGCAACACACGUAGUAACAUUUGAAUCUGAGGAAAAACAGAAUUUUCAUGACUCUUCGCCUCUUAUUGAUCAGCAAAUUGGUUCCGAAUCCAAAGAACUUCUUAGUCAUCCAGUGAACGAAAAAUAUUUUGAGGACUACGUCAAACAAUCUUUAUUGGACGGAAUUCUGGACGAGCAGUUCAAGAUAAUUCCAAAAAAGUUCGAUUAUUCAGUUGCGAAUGCACUUAAACCACGAAACAGAGAUAAAAACCGAUAUAUUCACACUUUACCAUAUGACAAAACAAGAGUAAAACUGAAUACACUUCCAAAAGAUUCUUGUUCUGAUUACAUCAACGCGAGUUAUAUCGAUGGUUUUGAAAGACCCAAGGAAUACAUUGCAACUCAAGGACCGAAAGAAAACACUGCCUACGACUUCUGGCGAAUGAUUUUGCAGGAAAAAGUUCCAGUCAUUUGCAUGUUGACACAAUUUCAGGAAAAGAAUUUAGAAAAAUGCUUCCAAUAUCGGCCCGAAAUAGAUAAAACAAGCAAACGAUAUGGAAAGAUCACGAUAACCAAUGUUGAAAUCAUGAAAAGCUGCGGUGAUUAUGUUGUCAGAAAAUUGUUGAUCAGCUCUGGAGAUGAACGAUCUUCGGUUGUACAUCUGCAUUAUACUGCUUGGCCCGAGUACGAAACAACUCGGUAUGCGGAUUCUCUUGUUCCAUUGUUGGCAGAGUUUCAAAAGGUUUCAUCCCAAAAUGGUCCAAAAGUGGUUCACUGCAGUGCCGGCGAUGGUAGAACUGUUACCUUCAUUCUGGCAGAUAUUUGCAUCAAGAUGGCACGUGCGACUGGUAAAAUAGACGUUCUGCAUUAUCUGAACCAAAUUCGAAAACAAAGAGCAAAACUCGUUAAUUCCGAGGAUCUGUACAAAUUAGUGCACAUGACGGUUCUGGAAACCCUUUUCGGCAAACCGACUGCCAUACCGUGUUAUCAAUUAAAACAAACAAUUCACCAGAUGAAAAUUCUCAAUAUAUUAUUUGAUCAAUGGAAAUCUUUAGAUCAACUAUCAUGGAAAGACGAUUAUAUUACGGGAAUCAAAGAUGAACCAAAACCAAAAUAUAUUGCAAGGCCGGAAAACAGAAACAAUAUAAUUGCUGGCAAAAAAGGAAGGGUCGUUAUCACGCGAGCGAUUUUAGCAAAUCCUGAUUCGGAUUACAUAAAUGCAGUACUUGUGGAUGGAUUCAAAACCAAGGAACAGUUCAUCGUCACACAUUUUCCUUUGGAACAAACUAUUGACGACUACUGGAGAAUGAUCUUUGACAAGAGAGUGAAGAUUGUGAUCGUAUUUAACGAAGUUGAUGUAACGGAUCCUACAGUGGUCAAGUUCGUACCAACUCGUAUCAACCAGGAAAUGAAACCAUCACCUCGUAUUUCUAUAAAAACUUUGAAUAAGGGCGAUAGCGACUUCUACACUGUCUAUGAUGUACUUGUGAGUAAUCACAAGUCACCAGAAACUCAUUCAGAGGUCAAGGUGAUGCAAUGGAAAGGUUGGAAAAGUGAUGAAACGUUGCCUUCAGGAGAUGCAUCUCAUGGAGCUAACAUCCUUCUCCAAUUGUGGGAAGUGGUUAGGGACUGGAUUGUAGGGAGCAAACUUAAAAAGAGUCCUAUUCUUCUGACAUGCUAUGAUGGAGCAACUGCUUGUGGUCUGUUCGCAGCAUUAGUGUUUGUCAUCGAAAAAAUGGGGAUCGAUGGCGAAUGUGAUGUCCCACUCGCCUUAAGGACCAUCAGGAAAUACAGGAAGGAAUUUGUUCGAAAAGAGGAACAGUACGAGUAUUUAUUGGAAGCUGCUCUCGAUUAUCUCGACAAGCCCGAAGAUAAUAUAAAAUAUUUAUAG
Molecule: messenger RNA, 3513 nt
Organism: Ctenocephalides felis (cat flea)
Lineage: Eukaryota; Metazoa; Arthropoda; Insecta; Siphonaptera; Pulicidae
Product: receptor-type tyrosine-protein phosphatase C-like
Exons: 21
Coding region: 1-3513 (1170 amino acids)
Biological process (GO): protein dephosphorylation
Molecular function (GO): protein binding; protein tyrosine phosphatase activity
Source: RefSeq, a predicted model, not a curated record